Magallana angulata is the source of this 2558-nucleotide messenger RNA. RefSeq names its product translation initiation factor IF-2-like. The record is from RefSeq and is a predicted model, not a curated record. Bases 170 to 2401 code for a protein of 743 amino acids. Gene Ontology annotation, molecular function: GTP binding; GTPase activity; translation initiation factor activity. The transcript has 17 exons. Lineage: Eukaryota; Metazoa; Mollusca; Bivalvia; Ostreida; Ostreidae. Gene Ontology annotation, biological process: translational initiation.
UAGCCGGGCAGUUACGAUUGUCAUAGUGUAUAGAGAUCAUUCGAACUGUAGAGGACUUAUGCCGUAAUUUUUGACUGUAUGCAAGCGCGCCGUGAUUUAUUCCACGCAAAACAUGAAAUUUUCGUCCAAAUUCAGUGACAUGUUUAUAUGAGCAUAUAAUUCCUUGAUCAUGUCAAGAGCAUACAGAUUGACCAGCAUACAGAAACUUUUUAUCCAGCAAAGACUCUCAGCUGCAGUCUCUCAGCAAAAUCAUGCCAUCUAUUCUCUUGAAAGAAUGUCAGGACUCUGGACUCGGUCCAUUUUAUUUGAUUCCUAUGCUAUGCAGUCUAUCAUUGUUCAAAGACAACUUUUGCAUACAAGCAGGAAGCAAUAUGUACAUGAUGUUGGUUUGAUGAACGUUCUGAAGGCUUUACCAACUAACACCCCUAAGAAAAAAUUUGUGAUAAGAGUAAAAAAGGAUCCAAAUGCACAAGAACAAACUCCAGGCCAAGUUGUGGAGGUCAAUCGGGGAAUAACUGUUGCUGAACUCUGCCAAAAACUAGAGACUGAUUUGGAUCAAGUAUGGAGAACUGUGAUUGAAGACAAGGACUUGGCCAAGCACAUUGAAAAUAAAGACCAAAAAAUCUCUAAUGUCAAAGUGAUUAAGAAGCUCUGCAAAAUGCUAGGAGUGGUUCCGAAAAUACCAUCCAAAGAGCGCCUUAGGCAGAUGGAAGAAGCAUCGCAACAAAUGGAGACACCCAGACGACCACCUCAUAGCCCCAAGGAGUUGGUUCCUCGUCCACCUGUCAUAACAAUCAUGGGUCACAUAGACCAUGGAAAAACCACGCUUCUGGAUGCACUCCGCAAGUCUAAUGUGGUAUCAGAGGAAUUUGGGGGAAUUACUCAACACAUAGGAGCCUUUACUGUGAAAACAUCAUCAGGAGAUGACAUUACUUUCCUGGAUACUCCCGGCCAUGCUGCUUUUACAGCCCUGCGGGAAAGAGGGGCCAUUGUUACCGACAUCAUCGUCCUAGUUGUGUCUGCGGAUGACGGGGUCAUGCCUCAAACUAUUGAGUCCAUAGAACAUGCCCGCAAAUAUAAUGUUCCCUUGGUGAUUGCCAUAAACAAAAUUGAUCGACCAAAUGCUGAUAUAGAGAGGACAUUAAACAGCCUGUUGGAACAUGGCGUUCAGACAGAACUGAAUGGAGGAGAUGUUCCCGCUGUUCCUAUAUCUGCUCUAAAGGGUGAAAAUAUAUCGGAGUUACAAGAUACUAUAGCAGCCUUAGCAGAAAUAUUGGAUCUAAGAUGUGAUGUUAAAGGUGAAAUGGGAGGGCGUAUCAUUGAGUCUAAAAUGGACACUAAGAUUGGCUUAGUUGCAACAGUUUUGGUGCAGAGAGGAACUAUGAAGAUAGGAACAAUGGUAGUGGCAGGAGAAGCAUUUGGGAAGAUAAAAAAGAUGAUAAAUAACCAGGGUCAGGCAGUAAGAACGGUGACCCCCUCAUUUUGUGCAGAGGUUUAUGGAUGGAGGGAGCUUCCCCAGGCUGGAGAUGAGGUUAUUGAGGUCAAGAGCAUGAGGAAAGCUCAAGAACUGAUCACAAUAUCUGCAGCAGACAGGAAAGCCAAGGAGAUAGAAAAAUUUAUUCCCAUGAUUGAAAGGCAGCAAGAGGAGCAGAAAGAGAUUCGGAAGAAAUUAAUGGAAGUGAAAGCUGAAAGUUUCUUCAAGUUCAUAUUGGCCCGAAGGAAAAUUACAAAGGACGGGGACCUCCCAUCAACGCUGGGGGAGUGCAAUCUACCAAUAGUUCUUAAAGCUGAUGUAUGUGGCUCCAUUGAAGCUCUACUAGAAAUGUUUUCAACAUUCGAUUCACAGCUGUGUGAACUGCGGGUCGUUCAUCAUGAAGUGGGCCCUGUUACUGAAGCAGAUGUCAAUUUAGCCGAAAGUUUGAAUGCUGAAAUUUUUAGUUUUAAUGUUCCGGUUUCUGAAGAUCUUAGAAGGAAAGCUGAACAGGCAAAUGUUGUAAUAAAGGAAAACAACGUGAUAUACACGCUGAUAGACCAGUUAAACGAGAGUGCUAACAGUCGAAUUCCACCUUUCAUGGAAGAAGAUAAAAAAGGCGAAGCAGAAGUCUUACAAGUCUUUGAGUAUAAAUUUAGGGACACAACGCGAAUGGUUGCUGGAUGUAGAUGUACUCAAGGAAACCUGCAAAGGAAACUUGAGUAUAAGGUUCUCCGAAAUGGGGAAGAAGUUUAUAAAGGAAAAUUAGACUCAUUGAAACAUCACAAAGAUGAAGUUGACACUAUUUCGUCAGGCAAAGAGUGUGGAAUUUUAGUCAGUGAUGAAGAUUUCAUCUUUGAGCAAGGAGAUGUUAUUGAGUGUUUUGACUGGAAAGUUGUAAAGAAGACAGUAAAUUGGGCUCCAGAUUAAAUUUUCAAGCAUGGUGAUUAAUUUAAAAAUGGAAAAAGUUUGGACCUUUGACUUAUUUCUUUUUAUGAUUAGUGAAUUUUAUUAUGGAAUGAAUGUGUUUAAGGAUAUGUAAGAAAUGUGAGUUUCGUAUCUAAAUUAAAGCAAAUUGAUUGCUUAU